Molecule: messenger RNA, 1181 nt
Organism: Sitodiplosis mosellana (orange wheat blossom midge)
Lineage: Eukaryota; Metazoa; Arthropoda; Insecta; Diptera; Cecidomyiidae
Gene: wbl
Product: protein windbeutel
Exons: 3
Coding region: 179-988 (269 amino acids)
Biological process (GO): protein secretion
Cellular component (GO): endoplasmic reticulum lumen; endoplasmic reticulum
Source: RefSeq, a predicted model, not a curated record
CACAUUUCGUUACGAGUUAAUUAUCAGGAAUUUGACAUAAAGGUAACGUUAUGCUUUGUUUGCACAAAUUCUUCAUUCUGCUUAGUAUUCUUGUAUCGGUCUUCCGUUUGGUUAGUAUAUUUCCAUCUAUCCACCGAUCACAACUUAUCCGCUUUAAUAGAAGAUUUUUGCAGUGAAAAUGUCACCAAAAAAAUUGUUUGCUGUUUUUCUGCUGAUUCUUAUCAAUUGUUCGUUGCAUUUAACGUAUGGAUUAGUUUGUGAAGGCUGCUUGGAAUUGGAUGAAAUAACCUUUGAUAAAAUAUUGGCCAAGUUUUCAACAGUUUUGGUAAAAUUCGAUAUCGCAUUUCCAUAUGGAAAGAAGCAUGAUGAAUAUGCUAAAUUUGCUAAAGAAAUCAACAAAAUGAGCUAUGACGAUCUAAUCGUAUCCGUAGUUGGAAUUAAAAACUACGGUCAAACCACCAACAAUAAGUUGGCGGAACGAUUUAACGUCAAUGAUCAAUUGCCCGAAAUUAAACUGUUCACGAAUGGGAACGCUUUGAAGUGGAUCGAUUUUCCAAAAGACGCAAACAUUACAACAGAAAAUUUGCAACAGUUUCUUCGGCGAAAAUCUAACGUGAAAAUUAUACUUCCCGAAUGCUUAAAACAAUUCGAUGAAUAUGCGGCCAAAUUCGUGAAAACAGUACAGCUUACGUCGACGACCUUAUCAACGUCGACGCCUAAAGGAGCUGAAGCGAUCGUGAACGAAGCGAGCCGUGAAGCAACAAAAUUAGAAACUAAGCAUCAACAACAAAUUGCACAGAUCUAUUUGCUAAUCAUGCGGCGCAUACUAGAAAGAAAUAUCAGUUUUAUUGGAGCAGAACGAUCGCGACUGCAAAAAGUGUUAGAUGGAAAAAUCAGCGAUCAAAAGAGAAAGGAAAUCAAUCAAAAGUUAAAUAUACUAUCAGCAUUCGAUGUAAUUGAAAGGGCAGAGCCACAUACUGAGCUUUGAAUUGCGAUUUUCACACCCAUGCCUAUUAGUUUAACUGCUUAUGAUCAAAUGUUUGAUGCCUACAAUCAAAGCCAAUGAUACGACCAAAUCAAAUCAAAUCAAAUCAAAUAAUAAAAUAAUACAUAAAAUUCACAAAAUAAACAUCCCAGUUUUUCUACUAUUUAUAAACUAAAAGUUAUAGUUCAAAUUGAAA